AUGGUGGCUUCUAUCAUUAGGCCAAAGUUAGCUCCGGACUCUGUUGAGUUAAGCACCCAACAAUUCGGAACUCCUUUAACCCAGUCGAGCAUGACCAGUGACGAAUACAAGUCAGCAGUAUUGCAAGCGAAAGAACACAUUCUUGCAGAAUCUGAUUUCCACCUCCUUGAUGGCAACAAAGUUUAAGUCCCUUUCAUGACCAGCAAGAAAAAACAAUUCGUUCGUGAACAUGAUGAUUUGAAAGUACUGGGUCUUCCCUACUUGAAAGGACAAGAUAACCAUAAACGCCAAUUCACAAUGUACAUUUUCCUCCCAGACGCAAAAGACGGCCUUCAAUCUUUACUACAGAAAAUUGAUUACACACCAGAGUUUUUUGAACGUCACAUUCCACGCGAAAUGGUAGAAGUCGGACAGUUUUUGAUACCAAAAUUGAACAUCUCAUUCGGGUUUGAAGCGUCUGAUAUGUUGAAAGAGUUCGGGCUUGUAUUGCCUUUCAACAGUACGGAUGGUCCGAUCAGCAUUCACCAAAAAUCAUUUGUGGAGGUGAAUGAAGAAGGUAUAGAAGCUGCACCUGCAACACUUAUGAUGGACAGUUCAGCAAGAAUGGCUCGUGAUAAAGUUGAUUUGGUGGCUAAUCACCCAUUCUUGUUUGUGAUUAGAGAAGAUGUGAGCGGGGUCGUGUUGUUUAUGGGGAAAGUGAUUGACCCUAGUGUUGUUGAAUAG
Molecule: messenger RNA, 723 nt
Organism: Helianthus annuus (common sunflower)
Lineage: Eukaryota; Viridiplantae; Streptophyta; Magnoliopsida; Asterales; Asteraceae
Product: serpin-ZX
Exons: 3
Molecular function (GO): serine-type endopeptidase inhibitor activity
Source: RefSeq, a predicted model, not a curated record